CCGGCUACUAAUGUUUAAAACUAGCUUGCAAUUUAGGGUCUCCACUAUAAAUCACGUUAAAAUUCAAACAAACCACUGUAUUAGCAACAGUUGACCACUGCAUCCCAUUAUUUAUAGGGGAGUCUCGACACAGAUUGAGGCCAGCUAAUAUAUCGUGGAAAAAGAAGGACCACUGUGAAACCAUUUCGUCCUAGUACAGAAAUUAUGGGCAGUGUAUAACCACAAGUCGUUAAACACUUAUUAGUCAAAAGAUCAAUCACUGCCUGAGUAACCUAAAGGUCCUAGAGUGUGAUCUAUGCUGGGGUCAUCGAUGUUCACUGUUGAUGAGACUCAUACUAAAAAAUAGAGGUAAUGUCAUAAGCGGAAACUCAGGUACGAAAUUGCAGAGUAUUUUCUUGAAAUAAGAAAAACAUACACUAAAUAAUUUAUUUGCCCAUCUUCCAUCGUUGUCUUCUAAAUUCUUCAUGAUUCUGCAAAUUCUAUUUUUACUCCAAUUCCUUUCUGUUCCCCUUUCGAUUCUAUUCAAUUCAAUCUUCUCCAUCCUCUUUUAACAAGCAUUCCAUUGCUGACCGGUGUUACAUACUACUUAUGUCUGUUAAUAUUAGUAGCAUACUUCACAAUAUCAUAGAUAAUGUUAAUCUGUGACGAUAACUGUCUACAUUUUCAACUAAUUUUUACAGACUAUUUCAUCAAACUAUUUAUAUAUUUAUUUAUCUACUAUUCUAGCAUACGGAUUUACAUUGUCCGAAUCCUUGUGCUAAACCAAAUGUCUGUCAUGAUGAUAUGAACAGUAACGGUUUGUGUAUGAUAAUAUCAAAUGAUGAACUUUUGAAUAAUAUACCAUCAAAUAUACGAAACAAAUUGGGAUCAAUCUAUACUUAUGAUUAUGAAUGUGUAUGUGUAGAUGAUUACACUUUUAACCAUACAUUAAAGAAGUGUGUACCAAUCAGAAAACAUUGUGAUUCUUCUAUUUGUCUAAAUAAUGGAGAAUGUGAAUAUCUACCAGAAGAAGAACGAAUUAUUCCUAAUAUUGAAUUUAUUUGUAAAUGUCCACCUGCAUGGAAAGGAUUAUCAUGUGAAGAACCAAGAAAUCCUUGUUUAGAAACACAUGGACUAUGUGGACAAUAUUCUUGUUAUCGUGAUCCAACUAAUUCAAAACUUGGUUAUCGAUGUCAAUGUCCAAUUGGAUUUAAAGCGAUCAGUACAACUAAUCCACAAUGUGUUAAUAUAAAUGAAUGUUUAGAAUAUACAAAUGAUGAUAUUUGUUUAAAUGGUGGAAUUUGUAUUGAUAAAGAACCGUAUUCAACUAUUGAACAUGGUGUAACAGAAGUAACCUAUGGAUUUCAGUGUAUAUGUCAAAAUGGUUAUUCUGGACAACGUUGUGAACAUAGGCCACCGCCAUUGGAAUGGACUAUAUGGUCUGCAUGGACAGAUUGUUCAGUUAAAUGCGGUAUUGGUGUGCAUAAACGUUUUCGUAAUUGUUCCUUACCUAAUCGUUGUAUUGGAUCAUAUGUACAAGUCAGUAAAUGUCAGGGUCACAUAUUAUUUUGUGAAAAUGAAGGGAUUAAUGAAGUAAUUCAAUCAGGAUCAAAUAUCAUAAAAAGUGCUCAGCAUGACAUGCAGCAUGUGAAUUUGUUAGAACUCUGGGUAUUUUUCAGCGAUUCGAUGUCAUCCUAAUUAAUUAUCAAAAUGGGUGUAUAAAUCAAUGUAUCAAUGAAUGUCAUUUUGACUAAGGUUAUCGUCGUGUUUUGGUGUUAAUAAAUCUUCAUAUGUACCAGUCUGGGUGUUCGUGCUUCAUGUCGUGGGGAAAUGCAGUGGUUUCUUGUUUUAGAAGCAUAAGAAAUCAGCGAUUCCAACAUAACAAUUAGCAACAACCAGUCAUAACAAUUGGUGGUGCAGAUAUAACAGUUAGCAGUUUAUGCACUUCUGAAUAUUUAUCAUAUAUAUAUCAUUUUGCACCUCAAUUAUAGAUAAGAUUAUCACGAGUAGUUAGUAUGGCAGCUCAAGUUCCUGUAUUGUCCAGUAGAAUAUAUUCAUCUAUUGUAGGAUUAUAGCUCAUUUGGCGUUGCUAAACAUUUCAUACUGAAUGAAUAGAAUUCAACCAGUUUCUGUCCAACUAUUAGCCUAAAUGAUUCAGUUUUGUGAGACACUGUAUAUCACGAUUCCUAAGUUCAUAGCAUCCCUAACAAUUUCUUUGUAUUAACUUUUUUACCAUAUUCAUUAUACACAAUCAAUAGCUGAGAGAAAUCCCUACGUUGAGAACCUUUGAUCAAGAUUUUGGAAAUGUCUAAAUAAGACGUCAUAGAUGUAUGCAUAUACUAUUAUUAUUUCGAUUCGCAUGUUACGUGACUAUACGAGUAAAACACUACGCUACAGUCCACCCGUCAUCUGAUGGUGUUAAUGUCGCAAGACAAACUGGAGUAAUACACAUUUAUGCCGCAAUCUACGUUGAUUGUGACUGACUGACCACAGUUUCCUCAAUACUAACAUGACUGAGAUAAAUUCUUGUGAUUUAAUUAAGCGAUUUAUUUGCAGGCAUCUCUGUGUUAUUUACAGCAUUAAUAAUACUCGAUUUCACUGAAAUGAUGAACUGAUCAAUGUUAAUUCACCAAUGAAUAGUGGUAAAACUCAAUAACCUCCAAGACCUUGUACGUACAGUACUGAUAAAAUUGGCUUCGUUAAAUACGAUUUUUUCUAUUACACCCAAUCUCCUUAUUUUUGGGAAAUUUUGGGGAGGCCCCCAUAGAAACUUUUGGGAAAGUGGCGCAAAUACCUCAAAAUUUCCACAGAUCCUGGGAAAUUCCCCAAAAUUUUGGCGGCCAUUGGGGAAAACCCAAAAAUUUUCUCAAGAUAGGGAGAUUAAGCAAUAAAUAAUUUUCGGUAAAAAAUAUGGAGAUUUGAACAAAUUCUUGUUUCCUAAGCGCUUAAUAAGUGAAUAUUCUCAAAAUAUAUAAACACGUUUUUCAUCUGAUAUUAAUAACAGUGGUAAUUACCACUCAUUCAUUAUCACUCAUAAAUGAUUACAAACAGUCUAGCGCCGUAUAACACUUCAUUGAUAGUAAAGUUUAUUCGAAUUCUAUAUACUAUAUGAAUUCUAUAUUUAUCGCCUCCCAUUUCUUUUAUAGUUUCACAUUAAUUCUAUAUACAAUAGGUUGUAAACAUUCAAUUUGAUUGAAGAAGUUUCAUGUAUUUAUUAGGCAUAAUCAAUUAGCUAAAAUAAAUGUAAAUCAGGGUAACUUCUGGCAAUAAAUAAAAGUUUUGCUAAAAGUGUAGCGUAAAAAUGCAAUUCCGAAAGUGAUUACUGUUGUGACUUUAAGUCCAGCUAGUUAUCACGUAAUUUAUUCGCCAAUCGAAAUACGAUUUAUUCACUUUCGUACUGUAUUGAACCAAUUACCUUCGAGUGGUUUGAUCAGCCUAGCGUCCUUAUUGGUCCUUUGCUCGCCUAGUCCAUUCAGUUGAGUCCAGAACACCAACAAUAGCUUGUACUAUGAGAAACAUUUACUGCAGACGUUCCGGGUUUAUAUAUCAACCAAACAGACCGCAACGCAUCAUAAAAUAAGAAAUAACAUUCAUACACAAUAAAGCCAAAAUGUGGCUGUGAACGUGGGAGACUGUAAUCAGUAAACUAAACAUAAAUUAGAAACAGUAAAUCGUACAAUAAUAAUCUAUAGGUCAAAAUGGAGCUUAUAAUAAGGGGAAUAUAGAUAUAUACAGUCUAAUUACUGAAUAGUUAUACAAUAACAAUAUAUAGAUAAUAUUAGUCCAUUAAUAGGUCUCUGAAGUUAUUCGUUACUUAAUCUUCGUGUAGAUAUAACAAUUACAAUUCAAAUGACAUAUGAAAUACGAUUUUUAAAGAAAUGAUUACUGAUUACAUACUACUUAUAUUAAUCUACUUUAUUUCUUAGUGGUAUACAGAAUGGUAUCUUCAUGAAAAUUAUUCAUUCAAUGAUACAUAUUAUCACAGUAAUUUACAUAUGAAUCAAAAUACAUUUUAUUCAACACAUCUCCAUGUUUCCAAUAUGAUCGGUAUUGUGUUGGAAUGGAUUACAACUAUACAAUUAACUUAUCAAUGGACAAUAACAGAAUUAAUAGUAUUCUAUACAAUUAUAAUGAUGAUAUUAAUCUUACCAAUAUAUUUCAUGAUUAUUUGUUUAAUUAAAUUAAUUCAAUAUGUAUUACAUGAGAAUAGAAUGAGGUGUAAUUGUAGAAUUAUGUAAUCGAUUGUAAUUCUAUCGAAAAAGUUAAUCCUUAUUUAAUCACUUAUCAAAUUUAUGUAAAUCUUUGUUGUUGUUGUCUAGACAUUUAUUUGCGGAAAAUUGAAUAAAUCUAUGACAUAGAAGAGAAUACAGUUUCGUUGUUCUCUUUCUGUGAAAUAAAGUUGAUCGGCGAGACUCUAAUUUAUGGACGACAUUUGAAUGAAUCUUAAGUGACCUUGAGAAAUAUGAACCAAUCAGCAAACAGUCAGUAUAGAGUAAAAAGAUGUUAUUCAAAACCAAGGAAAUAAAGUGGAUACACUUCUUAUACGUGGUUCAAAAACUUGUCAAGGUUCGAAAGAGGUUCAGAGAUUCUAAAAUUGUAAUGCAUGCAGUAGAGGAAAUCAUCCAUACGGCAACAGAAUAGUCCGCCUCUGGGGCCAUGAUAAAGUCUCAAAAACUCUUUCAGCCUCAACCACAUAGCUCCAAUAUUGUUUAUGUGCACUCCAGGUUUUGAGGACAUAAAAUACUACUUGUGGAUAACGACAUGAUACACAUAACCAAGCUUAUGUGGGAGUCUAAACGCUCUCCAAUCAUCCGUAUAUAUUGUAGUACCUGAUUGCAGACAGUGUUACUGGUUCUUUUAUCAUCCAGUUCGCAAUAACUGUCGUAAUUUGUCUUAGUUAGGAAUUAGAUUUACGGUUUUCAUCACGAAUUGACACAAGCUAUAAUGCCAGAAAUUUAUUUAGUCAAAUGGAUGAAAGGCUUUCACGCCAAAAUCCAAGAUUUCUCAUCUUAUACCUGAUUGGUUCGUACACAAAUUAUAUUCUUGCCGUUUUAUUUGUUAUAGUCGCUCAAUUAACACGUUUUGCACAAAAUGUCUUGUGAACCCAUUGUACGUUAGCACUGAGCCCUGAAGUUGGCGCCAUAACCUUGAAAUCUCUAUUACGCUUCUGAUUGACUUGUCCAUAGAUUAGUGUCUCGUCCAACUUACUAUUAUUCGUAAAACUCAGUAAUUACAUAUGAUGUAUAUUGAAACCGGUGACGUAAUACUUCGCCCAAGUAAUCCGCUCAGUGUGCACAUAUAAAAACAGAAACGGAUCAGUAAUAAUCCUUAUUAUAUAAAUAACAAAAAAUUGUAAACGCUUAUUAAUACCUUCAUGCUCAUCUGAUAGUUUAGUGGUUAUCUUCUGAGCCCGUAAUUUGAUUCCAUUAAGAAGGAACAGUAAAUGAGCAGUGUACAUAAAUUCCCCUUUUGAUUCAUUAUUUUAUACUGGGGCCAACCCCGUUUUUAAAACUCGUCAGUCUUCCGUUCGUGUUGUUAUUCGUAUUGCUUAUGUUUUUCUAUCUCUUCUACUCGUUUUUUUCCUCGGUUAGUAAUAGCCCUACAUUCAUUUGGUGAUACAUAUUACUUAUAUCUGUCUGUAUAACUAGCGCACAACACGCAUUUACAAGUAAGACUAUUCAAACUAGGCGACACAGUGAAGGUUAUUUUUAAAAAUAUAUAGUACGAAAACUUAUAACUAAAUUAUGGUGAUGAUAAGAUCGUAUUUAAGUUAUUCACAAACUGCUCUUCAAGAGAGGAUAUGUUUGCUCGAACUUAUAGACUGGCUGUCAUAAUUUUAAUUCUCAUAUUUCAUACCUUCACCACUCAAAAUAUCUGUAAAGAACAGCUGCUACGCUUGUUUGUGAUGGGUCAAAGAUUGAGGGAACUUGGGAUACUAAAACUACUCAGCUGAUAAUUAUCUAAACACUAACAGUGACAAUUGUAUAUGGAACAACCGUAACGGCUGUAUAGUAUGCUAUAACAUCGUAACAUCAAUGCUUAGCUUAAGAAAGCCAAAUGUAUCUUUUUAAACCAGUUCAUCAUAUCCUUGUAACCUUAACAUUUUGACAGUCUUGAU
This is a messenger RNA of Schistosoma haematobium, 6097 nucleotides long. RefSeq lists its product as uncharacterized. Gene Ontology annotation, biological process: establishment or maintenance of epithelial cell apical/basal polarity; heterophilic cell-cell adhesion. The record is from RefSeq and is a predicted model, not a curated record. The transcript has 5 exons. The coding region runs from base 784 to 1677 and encodes 297 amino acids. Gene Ontology annotation, cellular component: plasma membrane; protein-containing complex. NCBI's taxonomy places the organism in Eukaryota, Metazoa, Platyhelminthes, Trematoda, Strigeidida, Schistosomatidae. Gene Ontology annotation, molecular function: calcium ion binding.